CACGAUUCUGUCAAUGUCAUUUAUUUUGCAAUGAAUUCCACCAAGUCCAUGGCAAAUCCUCAAGAUGAAAGGGAGAAAGCCACGGUUGCAGCUCAAAUGUUGCUUGAGGAAACAUUAAUGGAUAUUUCUGAAAGACUAAAUGCUGCAUGCACAGCCAAGUGCAUUAAGGCUAGUUAUGACAAAAACGAAAUGGUGAAAGAUGAAGCUGUGUGUCUGGACAGGUGUGUGACAAAAUACCUAGACCUACACGAGAUAAUUGGCAAGAGACUCGAGGGGGAUGCUAAAGCAUACCAUCUCCUUGUUGACAAACCAAUUAAAAGGGAAGGAGAAACUCAAGAAUCUUCAGGCUCUUGAUUGGAAUGAGAUUAAGAGUUUUCUUAAAUUUCAAACUUGAUGUAAAUGACAUUCAUGGCAUGAACCAUGUGCCUGCAUGCUAUAAAGCAUUUCAAUAUGUAAUAAUGCAUUUCAUUGCUGAAAGUAAAACAAGUUGUAAUUCAAUUACAUGUUUUUUGAGUGUUUGAAAAUUAUUUUAUAAAUUAAAUGGUGUUAUAAAUGACUUUCUUAUUAAGGCAAAAUAUAUUAUUGUAAUAAUAAAAAUAAUAAUAAUGUCAUAUUUAAAAGACCAAUGGCUGGCAUAUAAAUGUAGUUACCAUUUAUUGUGAAUAAAAAUCAUGACUUUAACAAGAUAAAGGAUGAUGAAUA
This is a messenger RNA of Mya arenaria, 702 nucleotides long. Its product is annotated as mitochondrial import inner membrane translocase subunit Tim10-like. Gene Ontology annotation, biological process: protein insertion into mitochondrial inner membrane. Gene Ontology annotation, cellular component: mitochondrial inner membrane. Lineage: Eukaryota; Metazoa; Mollusca; Bivalvia; Myida; Myidae. The transcript has 2 exons. Bases 31 to 354 code for a protein of 107 amino acids. The record is from RefSeq and is a predicted model, not a curated record.